Cataglyphis hispanica is the source of this 745-nucleotide messenger RNA. RefSeq lists its product as uncharacterized. The transcript has 4 exons. Gene Ontology annotation, biological process: tRNA processing. The record is from RefSeq and is a predicted model, not a curated record. The coding region runs from base 143 to 607 and encodes 154 amino acids. NCBI's taxonomy places the organism in Eukaryota, Metazoa, Arthropoda, Insecta, Hymenoptera, Formicidae. Gene Ontology annotation, cellular component: nucleolar ribonuclease P complex.
UAUUUCAAUGUAAAUCUUAACCUUAAAACUACCAAGACGCAUUUUGUAUUGUAGAAUCGCUAAAAGUGAUGCAAAUAUGCUAAUUUUUCAAGAAUUACUAAUUAUUAAUCAAAAUUGGAAUAAAUAAUAAGUUGAUUCCGUGAUGGGAAAUAAAAAUAAAUUUUGUCAGCACAAAGAUAUUUUUGAACGUAUGAAUUAUUUAUAUCAGGCUAGUCAUCUAAUGGCAUUAAUAGAUAGAUGUACAGCGUCUUACUUUGGUAAUAAUAUGGUAGGUUGUGCCAAAAAAGCAGUAUUACGCAUGGAACCGAAUUUAAAGAGAAGCAUAUGUAAAUGUUGUCAAACUCCACUUAUACCUGGGGAGACAGCUAGAGUCAGAUUAACAUCAAAGCCUAUAAAGAGGGUUAAAUGGACAUGUCUAACUUGUAUGCAUACUAAACGAUUUCCUACAAGAAAAGGAUACAAAUUGUGGCUUGAUCAAUCGGAAGCAAUAGUUGAAACAUUAAAUUAUGCAUCAAAACCAAAGACCGAAAAUAUUAAAAAAUCUGAUGUUCCUGAGAAAAUAAAGGAAAAAAAGGUAAAUUCUAAAAAUUUUGAAAAUGCCAGUUAGUGUAUUUCUAAAAUAAAUUCAUUUUAUAUAUAUUAACUUAGAAUUUCUGGUGUACGAAUAUUUUUUAUUAAUGACUUACAUAAAAUAUGUUACAAUAUUACAAUAAAUUUGUAAUUAAUAAACAGAUACUUUUGCUAA